AUGCCUAGCGACAAAUUUGGCGAGCAAUGUCUGGCAAGCCGUAUGGCGGAGACCACAACCAUCCCAGAGUCCUGCUUGCAUAAUGUGAGGACGAUGUUCAAUCAGAGUGUUGCAAGGAGGAUGAGCUGGGCUUUGAAGAGAGUUACCACACGUCCGGAAGAUAUCGCCUAUUGCUGGAUGGGGAUCUUUCUGAUCAACAUGCCGCUGCUCUCUGGGGAGGGCUCAGAUGGUUUCAUUCGACUUCAGCAAGAAAUUGCCAGACAGACCGAUGACGAGUCCAUCUUCGCCUGGACUACAGGCGAUUUCAAACGGCUCGAGCAUCGAUCGUUCCUGGCGAACCAUCCAAGGCAAUUUGUCAACUGCGGUUCUGUCUUCCGUAUGCAACUGUCGCCGCGAAAACCAUAUCGGAUCAUGAAUCAAUACCUCGAAUUCGAGUCAAGGGCUGUACGGCUGGCUGCUGGCAACGGUGACCUCUAUAUCCUGGAGCUAAACUGUUGCGACGUGGAUGGCUGUCCAGAUUGACGUGGAUGGCUGUCCAGAUUGGGUUGGCGACAUUCACGAGAUUGACACACCAGCGCACACAUGCCUCAUUGCUUUGCAUAAGACCCAAGAUGGCACGUUUCGUCGGGUAGCUCAUGGCGGGAAUCGAGCAUACCUUGCCGCUCAUAUCAAGCGUCGGUCAUCAAGGGCCGAACUCACCUUUGAUGUGCAGAGAUCAUUCGUCAUUGCUUUGAUCAAGUCAUGGAGAAAUGCGGCCGUCGUUCUACAGCCGGACUCUUUCUCGAAACUUACAAGGCUUGGAUAUCUCUUUGGGGCUCCCAAUGGCCACCUGCAGCGAGAGAAUAGCGCGGAUAAUGAUGAAUGUCCUUCAUCUAGUCCUUCACUUGAAGACGAAGAUGAAUGGUACUGA
Lecanosticta acicola is the source of this 910-nucleotide messenger RNA. NCBI's taxonomy places the organism in Eukaryota, Fungi, Ascomycota, Dothideomycetes, Mycosphaerellales, Mycosphaerellaceae. The record is from the annotation of a GenBank genome assembly.